GUACUUUAUUAGUCAGCCUAUUUUAUGGGUGAUUUAAAAGUAUAAACAUGAUGUUUUAACUUUGAGAAGAUUUUUUUUUUUAAUUUUUCAUGUCAAGUUGGUUCACUGAAUAUUAUUGUGUUCUUCAGAACAGUUAGUUCGAGUUUAGCUAAAAUAAGUGGUGUGUUUGAAGCCUAAGGUGUCAUAAGCCCAUAAUUUCUUGAAAUUCCUUUCAAAGAAAUAAGAAACAAUUAAACUGUUUCUGUCAAGGAAAUUUGCUGCAAUUUUCAGUUUUCUGGGAAACGUAGAGGCAAAUUUUCCACUUUUUCGUUCUGGUUGUAAGGCAAAGAACAAGAAGAGCUUCAACUGAAACAAUGGUGACCAAAAGUGUAGAUCUUCGAUCGGAUACGGUAACGAAACCAACUGAGGCAAUGAGGGCUGCAAUGGCAACUGCUGAAGUUGAUGAUGAUGUCUUGGGUGCUGAUCCGACCGCGGCCCGGUUGGAAUCUGAAGCCGCUAAGAUCAUGGGCAAGGAAGCCGGUUUAUUUGUUGCAUCAGGCACCAUGGGUAACCUCAUUAGUGUUCUUGUUCAUUGUGAUAUUAGGGGAAGUGAAGUCAUUCUUGGUGACAAUUGUCAUAUCCAUAUUUAUGAGAAUGGUGGGAUUUCAACCAUUGGAGGUGUUCAUCCAAGGCCGGUGAAGAACAAUGAUGAUGGAACUAUGGACAUCGGUUUGAUUGAAGCCGCCAUUAGGGACCCAAGAGGAGAGAUUGUUUACCCAACUACAAGGCUCAUUUGCUUGGAGAAUUCACAUGCAAACACCGGGGGUAGAUGCUUGUCUGCGGAAUACACUGACAAAGUUGGUGAGCUAGCUAAGAAGCAUGGCUUAAAGCUUCACAUUGAUGGGGCUCGCAUUUUCAAUGCAUCUGUGGCACUUGGAGUUCCUGUUAACAGGCUUGUACAAGCUGCAGACUCGGUCUCGGUAUGCUUAUCAAAAGGUUUAGGUGCUCCAGUUGGAUCCGUCAUUGUUGGAUCCAAAAGCUUUAUUAGCAAGGCUAGAAGACUUAGGAAAACUUUAGGUGGUGGGAUGAGGCAGCUUGGUUUCAUUUGUGCUGCUGCUUUUGUUGCUUUAAAAGAAAAUGUUGCAAAGCUCGAGGGUGAUCACAAGAAGGCUAAGGUGUUAGCAGAGGGGCUAAAUCAAAUUAAAGGUCUAAGAGUCAAUGUUGCUGCAGUGGAAACAAAUAUCAUAUUUUUUGACAUAGUGGAGGGAUCUAAAAUCACAGCAGAGAAGCUAUACAAGAAGUUAGAGGAACAUGGUGUGCUUGUGAUGCUGGAAGGCCCACUCAGGAUGAGAAUUGUCCUCCACCACCAAAUAUCAUCAAGCGAUGUGCUGUACACUUUGUCAUGCUUUCAGCAAGCUUUAAUUGGAGUGCAAGUAGAAAAUGGGAACUAAGUCAGACAUUGCUACUCCUCUAAUAAACCUCUAAACAUCAUGUCAAGAUGUUACAGUGGGGGAACAUGAUCAUAAAUAUAUAUGUAAAAUCCAUUCGUAUUAAGCCUUUGGAGAUUCCAUCAUCCUCGCUUAGUAGCAUGUAACUUUUGUUAUUCAUUGGCGAUUAAAGUUUAGUUUUCUUUA
Molecule: messenger RNA, 1613 nt
Organism: Gossypium raimondii (Peruvian cotton)
Lineage: Eukaryota; Viridiplantae; Streptophyta; Magnoliopsida; Malvales; Malvaceae
Product: low-specificity L-threonine aldolase 1
Exons: 11
Coding region: 354-1430 (358 amino acids)
Biological process (GO): L-threonine catabolic process; glycine biosynthetic process
Cellular component (GO): cytosol
Molecular function (GO): L-allo-threonine aldolase activity
Source: RefSeq, a predicted model, not a curated record